AUGUAUCAUCCAACUAGAGGCGGCGUCCGUGGCGGUCGAGAUCAGUUCACUUGGGAUGAUGUAAAAGCUGAUAAACACAGGGAGAACUAUCUAGGUCAUAGUGUCAAGGCCCCUGUUGGUAGAUGGCAGAAAGGAAAAGACCUUUUUUGGUAUACUAGGGAUAAAAAGUCCGAGAGUGCAGAAAUGGAGGCUGCAAAAGAAGAGAUUAAAAGAAUUAAGGAAGAGGAGGAGCAGUCAAUGAGGGAAGCUCUUGGUUUAGCUCCUAAGCGUGCUAGUCGUCCUCAAGGUAACCGUCUUGAUAAACAUGAAUUUUCAGAACUGGUAAAGAGAGGGUCUACAGCAGAAGACUUAGGUGAAGGUCAUGCUGAAGCAGCAAGGGUCCAAGGUGUUGGUUUUGCAAGAGAACCCCACCCCUGGGAAGAACCCGGUUCCUCAAAGGUCUCACAUACAACAACUGAGGUAGAAAAUGUAUCUAUGCCUAAUCAACCACCAAGAAAAACUGAAGAUGAUUCUGAGGAUGAAAGUAGGCGAAAAAGAAGACGGGAAGAGAGGAAGGAAGAGAAGCGCGAAAAGCGUGAGAAGAAACAUUCCCAUGAAGAAAGAAAGCAAGAGAAGCGGCAUUCUCGUGAUUCAGAUGACAGGAAGAGACACAAGAAAGACAAGGAGAGGAGGAGACAUGAUUCGGAUUGA
This is a messenger RNA of Lathyrus sativus (Indian pea), 690 nucleotides long. NCBI's taxonomy places the organism in Eukaryota, Viridiplantae, Streptophyta, Magnoliopsida, Fabales, Fabaceae. The record is from the annotation of a GenBank genome assembly.